Messenger RNA from Chaetomium fimeti, 1134 nucleotides. RefSeq lists its product as uncharacterized. The record is from RefSeq and is a predicted model, not a curated record. Gene Ontology annotation, cellular component: transcription factor TFIIH holo complex. The transcript is spliced from 3 exons. Bases 209 to 1006 code for a protein of 265 amino acids. Lineage: Eukaryota; Fungi; Ascomycota; Sordariomycetes; Sordariales; Chaetomiaceae.
UGUCCUACCAACGCAUUCCAUGCCGUUGCGUAACCUUCUAACUCGGCGGGCUUCAUCAGCCUGGAGUGAAUAAUCAGAAUAUAUAAUACCUGCCCCUUUCCCAUUCAUUUUCACGUUUUCCACAGUUGUGCAGACGGCGUGCUCUCAACGCUGAUAAGCCAGUUGUUUAUACCCAUUCUUCUCCUAAUACCCAGACCCAGUUUUAGCAAUGGUUGAACAAAUGACACUUACCCCCUCGCCCUCCCCGGCGCCGGCGACAUCACCUCCCGCAACAUCCGCGGCGUGGGACAGGCCACAACGUCCCGAUUUGCCACAUCCACGCUCGCGCCCUUUCCGCCCUGGGUCGGCGAAAGAAAACCUCGCGCGGAACUUCAUCUCAGACACCAUGGCCGACAUCAACCGUUGGUUCGUAAAACGUGCCGGGGCAGCUAGAAGCGACAACGACCCGGGGUAUCAGCCGGGAGACGACGAGGGCUAUAAAUCGAUAGACGGCUUGUGUAGAGACCUUGAUCCGGUGAUCCAUCUCAUCUGGAGGUCCGGUACUCCAAGUCUUCAAAUACCCUCGCUCCUCAGCAUCGCCAGCGAGUUCAACACAUGGAUGCUCGGCUUCCCGCCAUCGCCCGACCACAUCUUCCCGCUUCUGCGGAAACUGGACCACUGCUUCGCCAGCCUGCUCUCGGGCGAGGACAUCGUCACCCACGAGCCCCUGCCGGGGUUCGAGAACGGCCUGCGCAGCGGCAUGAGCCCGACCGACAUGGUCCGCUGCAGGAGCACGGCGCUGAACGCCAGGACAGUCGUCAUUGCUGUUCUGGCCAAGAUGGAGCGAGGGGAGGCGGGCGAUGACGAAGGUGAGAGCGGGGUUGAUAAUGAUGAUGGCGAUGAUAAUGAGCGUGACGUGGAGGCCGACUACAUGGAUGCGGCGCAGGUAUAUGAGUAUACCUUGGUUAAAUUGGGCGAGACUGUCGGUGGAUCGGGGGUGGCCGAUGUGCCCAUGUUUGCGUCUUAGCUAGACCCGGUGCUGCUGAUGGAAUCUCAACGAAUCCUUCCUACACGACAAGAUCAGCGGGCAAAACUUUUGUUUAUUACCACGUCCUGGCAGUCGAUCGUCUCAUUAUUUACACCAAGCUAUGGAAU